Peromyscus californicus insignis is the source of this 4158-nucleotide messenger RNA. RefSeq names its product solute carrier family 1 member 1 (gene Slc1a1). Lineage: Eukaryota; Metazoa; Chordata; Mammalia; Rodentia; Cricetidae. Gene Ontology annotation, cellular component: plasma membrane. Gene Ontology annotation, molecular function: L-glutamate transmembrane transporter activity; glutamate:sodium symporter activity; L-cysteine transmembrane transporter activity. Gene Ontology annotation, biological process: L-glutamate transmembrane transport. The record is from RefSeq and is a predicted model, not a curated record. The transcript is spliced from 12 exons. Bases 116 to 1696 code for a protein of 526 amino acids.
GCUCGGUCCCCAAGCGGCGGUGGCAGCGCUGACAGCAGCCCGUGCGCUGGGUUCCCGCGGCGCCCAGCAUCAGCAUCCCGCAUCCGCCACGCUCCCGGAGUCCCCGCUAGAGCCAAUGCCCACCAUGGGGAAGCCCACGAGCUCCGGAUUCGACUGGCGCCGCUUCCUGCGGAAUCACUGGCUGCUGCUCUCCACCGUGGCCGCCGUGCUGCUAGGCAUUGCCAUAGGAGUCUUGGUUCGUGGACACAGUGAGCUCUCAAAUCUGGAUAAAUUCUACUUUGCUUUUCCUGGAGAAAUUCUAAUGAGGAUGCUGAAGCUUGUCAUUUUGCCAUUGAUUAUAUCCAGCAUGAUCACAGGUGUCGCCGCACUGGAUUCCAAUGUAUCUGGAAAGAUCGGUCUGCGCGCCGUGGUGUAUUAUUUCUGCACCACCAUCAUUGCUGUGAUCCUCGGUAUUGUGCUGGUCGUGAGCAUCAAACCUGGUGUCACUCAGAAAGUGAGUGAAAUCAACAGGACAGGCAAAACCCCUGAAGUCAGCACAGUGGACGCCAUGUUAGACCUGAUCAGGAACAUGUUCCCGGAGAACCUGGUCCAAGCCUGUUUUCAGCAGUACAAAACCAAGCGUGAAGAAGUGAAGCCUGUCAGUGAUCCUGGGGGGAAUGCCACAGAGGUGUCUGUCACCACCGCCAUGACAACCAUGUCUAAGAACGUGACAAAGGAAUACAAAAUCGUGGGCCUGUAUUCAGAUGGCAUCAAUGUCCUGGGCUUGAUCAUCUUUUGCCUUGUCUUCGGACUUGUCAUUGGAAAGAUGGGAGAAAAGGGACAGAUUCUGGUGGACUUCUUCAAUGCAUUGAGUGAUGCAACCAUGAAAAUCGUUCAGAUCAUCAUGUGUUACAUGCCCAUUGGCAUUUUGUUCCUAAUUGCUGGGAAGAUCAUAGAAGUUGAAGACUGGGAAAUAUUCCGCAAGUUGGGCCUUUACAUGGCCACGGUCCUGAGUGGGCUUACAAUCCACUCCACCGUAGUACUGCCGCUGAUCUAUUUCAUAAUUGUGCGGAAGAACCCUUUCCGAUUUGCCUUGGGCAUGGCGCAGGCUCUUCUGACGGCUCUCAUGAUAUCUUCCAGUUCAGCAACUCUACCAGUUACCUUCCGCUGUGCAGAAGAAAAGAACCAGGUGGACAAGAGGAUCACAAGGUUCGUGCUGCCUGUCGGUGCCACCAUCAACAUGGACGGCACUGCGCUCUACGAGGCCGUGGCCGCCGUGUUUAUUGCGCAGCUGAAUGGCUUGGACUUGAGCAUUGGGCAGAUCAUCACCAUCAGUAUCACAGCCACAGCUGCUAGCAUUGGAGCUGCCGGCGUGCCCCAGGCUGGCCUGGUGACCAUGGUGAUCGUGCUGAGUGCUGUAGGCCUGCCUGCUGAGGAUGUCACCCUCAUCAUCGCCGUGGACUGGCUCCUGGACCGGUUCAGGACCAUGGUGAAUGUUCUGGGUGACGCAUUUGGGACCGGCAUCGUGGAGAAACUCUCAAAGAAAGAGUUGGAGCAGAUGGAUGUUUCAUCUGAAGUCAACAUCGUGAACCCCUUUGCCUUGGAACCCACAAUCCUCGACAAUGAAGACUCCGAUACCAAGAAGUCCUAUGUCAAUGGUGGCUUUGCAGUGGACAAAUCCGACACCAUCUCGUUUACCCAGACCUCGCAGUUCUAGAGGCCUAGCUUCCGAUGACUGGGAUGAGAACGGACAUCUCCACAGGAGCCAUCUCUUAGCAAACUCCGACAUUAAGGAGUGAGAGAAACACUAGGAGUCAACUGUCCAUUUAGUUUGAUAAACAGACCUCCAGAUUAUUUUCUAUAUUUGGCUUUAUAGCCUUUGUUCUCUGGGUUUGGGAAUUGGGGGUGGGGUAGAAUGAAAGAAAAUUAAGAAAGUUGUGUUAUUUGGAUUUUCUAAUUCUAUAAAACAAAGUGUGGAAGCAUAUGAAGUAGUUAACUGUAGGAAUUAGGUAAUGGAUAUGGAAGAGAAAUUGCUUUCUUGUGCAUAGACCAGUGUUUGGGGGUUUUUAAACAAUAUUAUUAUUGGCUACAAAUUUUUACUCAGGCUUUCUAUUGGCGUGACUUCCUUUGCCUUCUCACUUUUUAUAGAUUAUAAUGCAUCUCAACAGCCCCCCCACCCAGUUAAAGUGCCAAAUUUUCCAUUUGACCUCAUCUUCAGUCACUCUCAAACUACUCUAACAAAAAAGAAAAGGAUCAGCAUAAUUCUGCAAUAAUAGUUUAAGAUAGUUGUAGGAUUUAGGGGAAGGGAGAGGGUUUCUUAUUCGAUGUACUGUAUUGGGAUGCUGGUAGCUGUUUAGCCAGUGUACGGUAUAGAACUAUAUGUAUAUGUGUGUAUAUUUAUUAUUUUCAUAUAAUUUGCAAGACAGAGAUCAGUAAUGAACUAUCAAUGUGAAAUAAGACACUCUCCUUGUACUUGAAUCAAAACUGCAAUUCCAAGCCGGGUGGUAGUGGCACACAUCUUUAAUCCCAGCACUCGGGAGGCAGAGGCAGGCAGAUCUCUAUGAGUUCAAGGCCAGCCUGGUCUACAAAGUGAGUUCCAGGACAGCCAGGACUGUUAUACAGUGAAAACCUUUCUCAAAAAACCAACCAACUGCCGGGCAGUGGUGGCGCACGCCUUUAAUCCCAGCACUUGGGAGGCAGAGCCAGGCGGAUCUCUGUGAGUUCGAGGCCAGCCUGGGCUACCAAGUGAGUUCCAAGAAAAGGCGCAAAGCUACACAGAGAAACCCUGUCUCGAAAAACCAAAAAAAAAAAAAAAAAAAAAAAACCAACCAACUAACCAACCAACCAAACCCUGCAAUUCCAGCUGAGGUGUACUUUGGAGCUCACAAGAACAUUGUCAGGGAGCUCUGGGAUGAGACAUGAAGUUGCUUGGUUACUGCAUUUUACCCCUAAAACAGAAAUGUAUUAUGGUGGAACUCUAUGGUGGCACAGCCAAUCAUUUCCAACUCCUGGGCUCAAGCUCUCUCCAGGGAGGAGUCCCUGUGGACACUGAGUAAAUGCAUUUGCAAAGGCAGCUCUCCCAAAGGCUGGAUGUGCUCAGAUCCAAACAGAAGGCUUCAAGGCUUCGCUCUUCAAGUACACUCAGGCCCACUUCACAGUGAAGGGCUGCCCCUUCACUGCCCUCGGUCCCCUCUGCCCAUGAGGGCAGAGACAACAGUGGCAAGCCAUCACCCAAGCUGUGUUUCAAAACAGGCUGCCUAAGUUGAACAAGCCACGUUGCAAGGUGACCAAGCUAUCCCUAUACUGUAUUCUUUUUAAUUUAUUUUAUACAUUUUUUACUUUGGGUCUUUUUUUUUUUUUUGAGGCAGAGUAUCUCUACAUAGGACUGGCUAUCAUGGAACUCACUAUGUAGACUAGGCUGGCCUCAAACUCACAGAGAUCCUUCUGCCUCUGCCUCCCUAGUGCGGGGCUGGAAGGUGUGCACCACCAUGCCCCGCUCUAUACUGAAUUCUUAUAAAAUAAAACCCAGGCCAUGAGCUACUGGUGCCAGUGGUUCAGGGAAAAUGUUUCCAUUUCCUUCUGCCUCCUUAGGAAAGGAUCAUUCGGAGAAUCUUGGCCUUGCUGCUUUGAGUCCUCUGUCUUUCUCCUGCUCAUUUCUGAAGAUGGCUUAUUAAAAGUCUACACUUCUGCUCUCAUCCUGUAAAUAAAGCUCAACAAAAACUUGUACUUAACAUGGAGACAGAUUCUUAAUGCCGCUGUGUUUCUGUAGUAUCGUUAGCCACCUUACACCUGUGGUUUUAUAUUUAAGAAGCCAGAAACUGUGCCAAAGAUUGCAGGGAGGUGAAUGAGAGCUCAGUGUUGGCCACCUGCACCUGAAACCUACAAGAAAUGGACACUGAAUUACCGACUAAACAUCACAGUGACCAAUGACUCUGAAAUCCAAAGUACAAAUAUCAGUAUUCUUUAUAGGAAGUAACUCGAAAUGAAGUUGAAUGAAUACUUUAUUUAGAAAUGAAUGGUUCUAUCCCCCUUAUCAGGUGGCUCUCAUUAAGGACACUAGAGCCGUUCACAAAUUCCUUGUAGCCAGCCACUUAACGCACUGUGUGUGCUGUUAACCGUGAAAAAGGACAUGUUCCAUUUCCUUCUCAAUAAACAUUUCUCCCACUCUUUGCCCCCUUA